AUGAUGGGAGGACUAUUGAACAUUAAGAAGAAGGGUCAAUGGACCAGGACUCGACCAAAGGAUAGAAGAGUUGCUGUAUCACCGAAUGACCAGCGGAUCGUCCCGCUGGACAUACCCCUAUUCAUCAGCAUCAUCUCGAAUAGAACGCUAACCGUUAUCGAGCGGCCGAAGGUCACUCUACCUAUCGGCGCACUUUCUCUAUCAUACAUUCCAAAUUUUCGCUUUUUAUUGAUGUGGUCUGUCAAAUAUUCCAUUCCUCAUUCUGGAUUGGAUUUUCGAAUUUCGCUGAAAUAA
Molecule: messenger RNA, 294 nt
Organism: Cercopithifilaria johnstoni
Lineage: Eukaryota; Metazoa; Nematoda; Chromadorea; Rhabditida; Onchocercidae
Source: the annotation of a GenBank genome assembly